Molecule: messenger RNA, 966 nt
Organism: Cordyceps fumosorosea ARSEF 2679
Lineage: Eukaryota; Fungi; Ascomycota; Sordariomycetes; Hypocreales; Cordycipitaceae
Product: dihydropyrimidine dehydrogenase
Exons: 1
Coding region: 1-966 (321 amino acids)
Source: RefSeq, a predicted model, not a curated record
AUGGAACUGGCCCAAGCAUUUGCCGUCAAGGCCGGCCUCAGCAACCUGCAGCCCUUGGCCGCCGGCCUCGAAUUCGACGUCUACAAGGCGACGUCGCGCGCCCACGGCGCCGUCGUCCUCCGCGUGCCCAAGUCCAAGGUCUUCCAAAACGCAAACGACCCCAACGUCGACGCCCGCGCCCUCGUCCGCCAAGAAGUCACCAUAGUCGAGCUGCUCCUCGUCACAGCGACGUCCGUACCCGUGCCUCGAUGCCACGGCUACUACGAGAUCGACGGCCACCCGGCCAUGGUCAGCGAGUACAUGCCUGGCGACGACGACGACGACGACGACGACGACGACAGCGUGUCGGCCGAUGUUGUCGACGUGGCUCUGGGCCGCGUGGCCGCGCUGAUCCAUGCGACGCAGGUCCCGGCUGACUGGCCCGUUGCACUCGUGGCUAUGGAGGGCUGCCGCGCCAGCGAAGAGUUACCGACGCUGUUCGUGCGGCGCAUGCGGCGCCGCUUCGAGGUUCUCGGUGGCCUGGUGCCGCAGACGCGGGACUGGGCCCCCGACGAGGCGACCCUGCGCGCGGUCGCGGAGCCGCUGCUGCUGCUGCGCGGGCGGCCGGCCGCGCUGCUGCACAUGGACCUGCGGCGCGCCAACGUGCGGGUGGCGCGCGCGGCGGGUGACCGGGGCGUUCUCGAUGUGUCAGCCGUGUUCGACUGGACCAACGCGCUCCUCGGGCCGCCCGUCGUGGACGUGUACCGCAGCCUCGAGUGGGGGGCGCGCGGCGCGCCGUUCCUGGCUGGGUACGAGAGCGUCCGCGGGGCGCCGCUUGAGGAGGUGUCACCGCGCGAGGAGGCUUUCCUGCGGCUCGACGCGGCGCUCGUGCUGGCUCUGGUGUUCGCGUCCGAGGCGCCGGACCCGGAGAAGCAGGCGGGAGCGCUGAGGCGCGUGCAGGAGUUAUGCGAGGCGCUGAGAAAGUGA